AUGAAGUGGGCUUUACCUUUGCUACUGGCCUUUGUGCCCUGGACUGUAGCAGAUUUUGGAAACACGACGGAGUUGCUCAAGACUCUGCCUAGUUGUUCUUCUCCUUGCUAUAGAGAUGCUUUUAUUAAUUCAGAAUGCAAGACUACCGAUGUGUCUUGCUUGUGUGCUGGACAAACGACCAUCAAAACAGCGGAAGGAUGUGCAGCUGAAAUUUGCAGUGUCAAAGACAGUUUGACUACUCUCAACAUGACCUACACCUAUUGCGACUAUCCCGUCCGAGACAAGACUUCGAUUUUCAUCAAUGUUACCAUCGUUCUCGGCGUUAUUUCCGGUGUCUCGAUCCUCCUUCGCCUCGGUACAAAGUAUUUCCUCAGCCAAGCCGACUUCGGUCUCGACGAUCUAUUUAUUUGUCUCACACUUCUCAUCGGUAUGCCGUCGACGGCAAUGAAUAUUCAUGGUACAGCUGGACACGGAGAGGGUCGUGAUAUCUGGACGCUCGAGUUCGACCAGAUUACCAAAUUCGGAUUUUACUUCUGGCUGUUGGAAGUCUUCUACUUUGCUCAAGUCUCGUUUCUCAAAACGUCGUUGCUGUUCUUCUACCUACGGAUUUUCCCGGGUCAUGCGCAGAAGCUUCUUUGGGGGACUAUUAUCUUCAACACUGUUUACGGUGUUGUCUUUGUGUUCCUGGCGGCCUUCCAGUGCACGCCUGUCAACUAUUUCUGGCUCAGCUGGGAUGGUGAGCAUGAAGGAAAAUGCUUUAACAUUGCAUCUAUCGGUUGGGCCAAUGCAGCAAUCAGUAUCAUUCUUGACUUUUGGAUGCUGGGUAUCCCAAUGUGGUAUCUCCGUAAGCUCAAGUUACAUUGGAAGAAGAAGAUUGGUGUUGCCGCCAUGUUUAUCGUCGGAACCUUUGUCACCGUCGUGAGCAUCAUCCGUCUUCAGUACAUCGUUCACCUUGGCUCCUCCACCAACCCAACCUACGACCAAACCGACGUCUCAAUCUGGUCAACCGUCGAAAUUAACAUCGGUAUCAUCUGCGCCUCCAUGCCCGCCCUACGUGUCCUCCUCGUCCGCAUCUUCCCUGCCCUCGGCGGCUCAUCAUACAACUCAAGCAAGUACAACAACUACGGCGAGAACUACGGCCGCAAGUCACACGUCUUGAGUCGCAGUCGUGCUGCACGUGUGGAGCUUCCUUCUGAGACAGCCGAUUCGAUACAUUCACCUGAGCAUGGAGGAAUUGAGAUGCAGAGGACGUUUAGAGUGCAAUAUAGUGAGAAUGAUGAGCAGAGUUUGGUCAAUGGGUCGGGGAAGUUUAAUAAGACGCAGGUUACGACGCAGAAUAGAAGGUCGGAGAGUAUUGAAAGGGACUCCAUGUAG
Molecule: messenger RNA, 1374 nt
Organism: Fusarium coffeatum
Lineage: Eukaryota; Fungi; Ascomycota; Sordariomycetes; Hypocreales; Nectriaceae
Exons: 5
Coding region: 1-1374 (457 amino acids)
Source: RefSeq, a predicted model, not a curated record